Molecule: messenger RNA, 1506 nt
Organism: Silurus meridionalis
Lineage: Eukaryota; Metazoa; Chordata; Actinopteri; Siluriformes; Siluridae
Gene: tmed3
Product: transmembrane p24 trafficking protein 3
Exons: 3
Coding region: 99-713 (204 amino acids)
Biological process (GO): intracellular protein transport; Golgi organization; endoplasmic reticulum to Golgi vesicle-mediated transport
Cellular component (GO): endoplasmic reticulum; COPI vesicle coat; Golgi apparatus
Source: RefSeq, a predicted model, not a curated record
CCACGUCAGAGUUGAUUCCCAUUGACCAAUUUGUAUAAACCCCAACUGUACAUAGUUGUAACUGCGUUUGCUGGAAAACAUAAAGAUAAUCAGGAACUAUGCUUGGAGUCGAGUUGUUCAUUUUGUCGUUGUAUUUAGCUCUUAUUAGUGGCACUGAACUUACUUUUGAACUGCCUGAUAACGAGAAACAAUGUUUUUACGAGGAAUUAGAAGAAGGAGUCACGUUUCAUAUCGAUUAUCAAGUUAUUGCUGGAGGCAACUAUGAUGUUGACUGUUUUGUGAGCGAUCCAUUGAAUAAUGCCUUGUACACAGAACACAAGAAGCAAUAUGACAGUCUCACCCAUACUACAACUAUGAAGGGUGUUUACAAGGUUUGCUUCAGCAAUGAGUUUUCAACCUUCUCCCAUAAAACUGUGUAUUUAGACUUCAGAGCGGGCGAUGCUGAUCGACUACUGCCUGGUAUGAGCAAGGCAACAUCGCUUACACAGAUGGAGUCAACCUGCAUAUCCAUCCACGAAAUUCUGAAAGUAGUCUCAGACACUCAGACGAGGUACCGUCUUCGAGAAGCUCAGGACCGCAUUAGAGCAGAGGAGCUAAAUGGGCGAAUUUUUUAUUGGUCCAUCGGAGAAACUUUCAUUAUAUGUGUGGUCGGGAUUGGACAAGUUCUUAUGCUCAAGAGCUUUUUCAGGGAGAAGAAAAUGAACAGCAUAUAGUCAUCUUGUGACCACUUUCUAACAAUCCAGCCACAUUAAAGAGUGUUAUCAUGAUCUACUCUAAAUCUAAAGAUUAGAAUACAAGCAAUGGCACUGUAAAGGAAAUACUGUAUUUCCAUGAGCAUAUACAAAAAUUAUAUUAGGUACUGGCCUCAUGUUUUUAUUUACGAAAAGAUAAAUCUAUUGUUUUCUUUUUAAUAUAGUCAUAUGGAGGGAUUAUUCGAUAAUGCUUAAUUUUGUACCUUAAUGGUAAUAGAUAUAAGGUCAAAUUGCAUUGCAUAAAAUGGCAGCGAGUGGAUAUACAUUACAUUUUGAUAAAAAAAUUACAGUAAACUACAUUUUUUUAAUAUAAAGACUUUUUUAUCUCGUAUUAGUAUUGUCUGUUCGGAGCCUAUUUUGCUGUUUAUAAAAAAAAAAUCUAUGUAUAAAUAGAAUCAGAGAUUUUUAAGUUUUAAAUUUAGUUUGAAUGAAUGUAGAAAUAGAUUUAAUAUCUAUGUAUUUGUAAUCAUUUAUUGUAUUUUUAUAAUAGGAAAUCCUAGAUUUGAGAGAAAGAUGUUUUGCAGUGUAGGAUUUAUGAGGUAUUUUUGGGUGCUGUGUCUUUCUCUGUUCUCUUACAUUUUUUUGCUGAUAUUUUGAAUGAACUGUUUUCCAAAUGAUGUAAUGGAAACCAAAGAAUAGGUUUCUGAAAUUUCUAUAAAUUGUUAUUUUUUUUUAUUCAUCUCACCUUUAACAAUUAAGUGUCAACACUCAGGAUGUGACUUUAAACUGUUAAAAUAAAAUAAUAUAUUACAUA